GCCAGCAGACAGAGAGUUGCAGGAUGGACUGCAGCUGCCACCAUGAUGAACAUGUUUGUCCAAAGUGGGCUGGUAGCUGGAGGGUAGUACCGUCACUGCUGAUAUGCCUUCAAGCAGGGCACUAACUCCCAAAUUCCACUGGAGAGGUGCUGUGAUGUGAUCACUCUGCUGUGCACUAGAAUAACAGAUUGAUUGCAGGGUGCUUUUCAGAAUCGGGGAAAGCAGAGAGGCCAAUUUGUAGCUCUUGUAAAGCUGAUUUUAUUUUCAGUCUUAGUUACUAAACAAUACAGGCUGCAGGACUGAAAUGAGCAAAGAAAAUAGGCGAGGCUCCUAUGUGAGUUUUGUAGUAGUUGAAGCAAUUUUUAAGACCACUAACAUGUGCUGAAGUAAUGGCUCACAGUGGGAGUAGCAUGUGUGUAGAAGUAGUGAUGCUGAUAGAUUGUACUGCCAGUUUAUGGCUUAUGCUAAUGCUAGUUGACAAUACCGCAGAGCGAAAUGGUUUUGGCUGAAGUAAAGAAAAUGCUGGGGUUGUUUAUGUGCUGAAAAGUGUGUUCUCUGAGUCUGAUCUGUGCUGUAGGAUGUAACAGAGCAGUAGCCUUGUGGACUGUUGACACCAACGUUACUUAUUAUUGCACUUUCAGUCUGUAUAAAUGUUGGUUGCUCAGUGAUUAAAGAAGUGAUGAUGGUGUACAUCCUUUAAAUAUACUUCUUUUUAAACUUUUCUAACAAUUCCAUUAUCGCAACUUUUGAGGAACAGUUUGAGAUCUUUGUAAAUGCAUUUAUUCCUUUUCUUGCAGAAUUAGAUGACAAAAUGUCUGCGUGCUGUCUAAUGCGUGUAGCUGGAGUCGGUCUGUUUAAUAGCCACCAGGGGGCGAUACCUGCGGUUUCAAGAAAACGUCCUGUCCUGUAGAAGUCUAUAGGAAAACGGCCCUCAGACUUGACCUCUGUAAUCACUUUUGUGUUGAGUUUAUGGGCUCGGCCACUCAUUUCAGGUCAUACCGAAUCAAACAGUCAGUUUUGUAAAUUUUGGUAAUUUUGUGUCAGAAAUUACGAUUAUCAAGGAUCUACUCAUUGACUCGUGACUUGUUAAUCACAAGUUGUUAGCCAAUCAGUGUGUGCUUUCUGACUGAGAUGGCUAUUGUCACAUCCUGUUUUGAAACACCAAAAAUGCUCCUGAGGAACUUCAGACACGUACUGUGUGGGUGAUGUCACGGUGGCUGUGUAUGGGGGUUAGCACUGAGGUGGCCUCCAGAGGGACAUAGUAACUUAUAUAAAGUAAGCAUAUGGCCACACAUUGGAUAACAGAAGCUUCCUUACAGGUUGCAAUUAAAAUAUUAAUAUUAAAAACAUUCACCCAAAUGUUACUUCUAGCUACUGCACUGAUUCCAGACUGAGACUAAAACUUAAAUAAACACUGAUCGCAGUCACCUCAGUAUACUUUAUCAUAAUAAUUCUCCCUCUUAUUGGAUUUUUUUGGGGUUGUUUUGUGUGUUUUUAGAAUACUGGGAACCAGAUUGAGGGAGUCGGCCCUUGGGCCUUAUUUUGUCCAUGUGCAGCGUAAUGUAAAGACUGGAAAGAGGGGAAGGUUGCUCUGUUGCUCUGUCCGAAGGUAACAAAACACAUCAGCCUUCACUGCUAAAGCUCAGUCAUGAGAAUGUAAUAUUUUGUUUGACAAUGAUGAGCUGUUUUGUCACAUAAUGCUGCUUGGUCAAGACCUGUUGGCUUCAUAAUAUAACACACUGGCCAUGUUAUCUUCACUUUUCAGUGUGCAGGGUGGAGUGAUGGAGUUCGCUGAGUGUCUAAAACAGAGACAAUAUGACCUCGGGGGGGAGGGGGUGCAUAGCCAGAAACAUGAGAUACUUUAGGAAUUUAAAAAAAAAAACUGAAUCUUACAUAGCUAUUCUAGUUGACAGCUCUAUAAAUAUAGAGCUGACACUUAGAAUAAUAGGUACCUUUUAAACUUGACAGCUAAGCUAAUUAUGUCUGGGCUCCAGCUACAUUGGUAUGAGGCUGAAUUUGUGAUCUGGCAGCAGUAAACUCAGUAAGUGCAUUGCCCAAAAUGUCAAACUGUUCCUUAAAUGUAGAUAUGCAAUACUCAAUGGAGCUUCCAGGAUUUGUAACAUGUAUUUGUUUGUUUGAAAGUCUCUUUUUCUGGCACUGAGGCUACGUUCCUGCUACUUUGUGUAAUACUGUAGCUAGCUGACAUUAUCAUCUGUACAGACCACCCUGCAUGCACAAAACUGUGUGUCCCAUCAUUUUCUUCCACAGUUUUGCUAACUAUAACCUUCCUGUAACACUCCAGCUUGACACUGAGCCAUUCAUGCUGACAGUAACGUAGCUAUAACUGUUUAUUUUGUAAUCCUCACUCAAUCAGGUGUUCAAGUUGUAAACUGCCAUGUUACUGUUUUAGGGACUCACUCUGGUUUCAAGAAGACUGUGUAAACCCAGCUGUUCAGCAUGUUGGAUUUUGGCAGAUGCAUGGUUCUGCUAAAUUUGUAUCUGUCUGAAUGUCUAUAACCAUAUUUUCUACUCUCUGUGUUGAGCAAAGUGAAAUAAAUAACGACACGAGUGAAAAUGCAAGUCUUCCGUGUUGUUGUACUCCUGCAGUUUGACCAGCAGGUGGCACUGCUAUUCAUGAACCCUGCAUUGGACUUGAACCACGAGCAACUAACAAUUGUACCAGGAAGUUUCAGUAAGAAAGAAGAAAAAACCCCAACCAGUUCCUAUAAGUUCCUCAUUCCCUCAUUGGUGCAACAGUCUGUGUCGACCAGCUGACCCACAUGUCAAGCCACCACAGCACCAGUGCUAAGUGUGUCACCCACUUCUAUGUAAAACACAGAGAGGAAGACGAUAGCUGAGGACUAACACGGUUCAACAUUUUGGAUUAACAGUUGUCUUAACUGGGGAUACAGACUGAGAGAGAAUGGGCUGCAUGAAGUCCACACUGAGUCAAGGCCUGAGCGGAGGGGUGGAGGGGAAAAUCAUCCGGCAGGCUGCGCAUGCUAACCAGUCACGCUACGUCACAGAGCCGACCCUCAAUCCAAAAAUCAACACAAAUAACUCCCUGUUACCUGGUCAGGUGUUCCAGAAGAUGGAGGAACAAAAGGGGGUGAACAAAAUAGUGAUCGGCCUUUACCCGUAUGAAGCUGUGCAUCCUGAUGACUUAGGAUUCAAGAAGGGAGAUAAGAUGAAAAUUUUAGAGGAACAUGGCGAGUGGUGGAAAGCAAAGUCUCUGGUAACCAACAAAGAGGGAUUCAUCCCGUGCAAUUACGUGGCCGAAGCCGACACCAUGGAGACGGAGGAUUGGUUUUUCAAGGACAUCACAAGGAAGGAUUCAGAGAGGCAACUGCUGGCACCAGCAAACAAGCCCGGCUCUUAUCUAAUCAGAGAAAGUGAAACAUCAAAAGGGAGUUACUCAUUGUCCAUCAGGGACGUAGAUGCUCGGGGAGUCGAGUCAGUGAAACAUUAUAAGAUCCGGAUGCUGGAUAACGGUGGCUGCUACAUCUCUCCCAAAAUCUCCUUUAAUGACAUCAGCAGCAUGAUCAAACACUAUCACAACAAAUCAGAUGGCCUGUGCCGUAAACUUGACCGUCCUUGUGUAAAGCCCAAAGCUCAGAAACCCUGGGAUAAAGAUGCCUGGGAGAUACCCAAAGACUCCAUUAAGAUGGUGAAGAAACUGGGAGCAGGCCAGUUCGGGGAAGUCUGGAUGGCGUACUACAACAACGCAACCAAAGUGGCGGUGAAGACGCUGAAGCCGGGCACCAUGACGGUCGAAGCUUUUUUGGAUGAAGCCAAUGUGAUGAAGACGCUGCAGCACGACAGGCUGGUGCGGCUCUACGCUGUUGUCACCAAAACAGAGCCCAUCUACAUCAUCACCGAAUUCAUGGCAAACGGGAGCCUGCUAGACUUCUUAAAGAGCGACACAGGAUGCAAGCUGCAGCUACCCAAGCUCAUCGAUUUCUCUGCGCAGAUAGCAGAGGGCAUGGCGUACAUAGAGAAGAAGAAUUAUAUUCACAGAGACCUGAGGGCAGCCAAUGUCCUGGUGUCUGAGAGCCUGCUCUGUAAAAUAGCUGAUUUUGGCCUGGCGAGAGUCAUUGAGGAUGAUGAGUACUCUGCCAGAGAGGGCGCCAAAUUCCCCAUUAAGUGGACGGCUCCAGAGGCUAUUAACUAUGGCACCUUCACCAUCAAAUCAGACAUGUGGUCCUUCGGUGUCCUGCUCUAUGAGAUUACCACCUAUGGGAAAAUCCCUUACCCGGGCAUGUCUAAAGUAGAGGUGAUGUCCUCGGUGCAGCGCGGCUACAGGAUGCCUCAGCCCAACAACUGUCCCGCUGAGCUGUACGAUAUCAUGAUGUCCUGCUGGAAGCACAGACCUGAAGACAGGCCCACAUUUGACUACUUACAAAGUGUCCUGGAUGACUUCUACACCUCCACAGAGGCACAGUACCAGCAGCAGCCAUAAAUGGAGACAAAACCAGAGACUUUUGAUGCAUAAAGAUAUUCACAAGAUGUUUGCAUUAUGUUUGGAGCUACUUUAGAUACAUGAUUGUAUUUUCUCUGUUUAUAUUCUUGUAUAUAUAACAUAUUCUACAGUAAACUAUGUGACAUAUUUACUGUGGACAAAAUACACUUUGCAUAUUCCAGAAUAUACUUUUUACUGUUGCCAUUUAGGGUGUGUAAAUAUGUUUGGGGCAGUUAAAGCCUCAGUGAUUUUGAGGAAUUUUAUAAAAACAUGAACAUAAGAUAGAAAAAAAAGAAACUGUAUAAUGUUACUUUUGCCUUUUGACACUAGAGUCGUAUAAAUAAUUGGGGGCAUUUUAUGUUUUUGAAGGUGACUGAACAAACCACAGACAUUAUACACAGAAUUUGUGAAGUAAGGAUAUGUAAGUUAAGAAUACACUUUUCACGCUCUGCAAACUUUUAGUGAUGAUAUUUUGGUCUCAAAAGAAGCUGAGUUGGGUUAGUUUUCAUUAUAUGAUUGAAUUUUUGAAUUUCAUGAAAUAUAAAUGUUUUUCCAGCAGAAUGGUACUUUUAGAUUUUAUCUUAGAGUUCAGAACUUACUAUUUCAGAAGCUGCUCUUAAUUAAAAAAAAAAAAAACCGUUUUCUUGUGACAUGAAAUUUCUAAAGCAGGGUUGUUUUUAUCACUUUGCUGUUGUUAAUCACCUGCAAGUCCACUUCAUAUUGAAGUGCUGCAGCUAUUGCUUGUGUGUGUGUUUUCUUUAUUAUGUCAUCAUUUCAAACAUGCUUUGUUAUUAAAAGGAGAUUUAUG
Archocentrus centrarchus (flier cichlid) is the source of this 5267-nucleotide messenger RNA. It is a transcript of the gene lyn, whose product is annotated as LYN proto-oncogene, Src family tyrosine kinase. Bases 2924 to 4459 code for a protein of 511 amino acids. Gene Ontology annotation, biological process: protein phosphorylation. The record is from RefSeq and is a predicted model, not a curated record. Gene Ontology annotation, molecular function: protein binding; ATP binding; protein tyrosine kinase activity. The transcript is spliced from 14 exons. NCBI's taxonomy places the organism in Eukaryota, Metazoa, Chordata, Actinopteri, Cichliformes, Cichlidae.